UCAUCAUUGUCGCGUUACUUCUUGACAGAGAAAGUCAGUCUCUAUCAGUUCUGAUUCAGCAAGAAGCGUCGAGUUAAGUUCUUGUUAAACUACAUCCUGCGGCUAACAUCAAAAUGAAGCUCCUCUUUUUUGUCUUUCUGGUGAUAAAUGGAGCGCACGCGGUGACACACUCCUACGAGUAUUUCUACACUGGAUCCUCUCAAGUUCCAAACUUCCCAGAGUUUGUGGCUGUAGGAAUGGUGGAUAAUGUUCAGAUGUUCUACUACGACAGCAACCACCCAAAAAUGGUGCCCAAACAGGACUGGGUGAACAAGGCAGUUGAUCCACAGUUCUGGGAGAGGAACACUGGCAACUUAGUGGGUUCCCAGCAGACAUUCAAGGCCAACAUUGAGAUUGUAAAGCAACGCUUCAACCAAACUGGAGGUGUACACACAGUCCAGCACAUGUAUGGUUGUGAGUGGGAUGAGGAGACUGGAGCUACAGAUGGGUAUCAUCAGGAUGGUUAUGAUGGAGAGGACUUUAUAUCUCUGGAUCUGAAGAACCUGAGAUGGAUCGCUCCAGUGCAGCAGGCCUUCAUCACCAAACAGAAGUGGGACCAGGACAGAGCUCAGCUUGAGUACUGGAAGAACUACUACACCCAGAUCUGUAUUGACUGGCUGAAGAAAUAUGUGGACUAUGGGAAGAGCACUCUGAAGAGGACAGUCCCCCCCUCCGUGUCUCUGCUCCAGAAGAGCCCCUCCUCUCCAGUCACCUGCCACGCUACAGGCUUCUACCCCAGAAGUGUCAUGGUGUUCUGGAGGAGAGAUGGAGACCAGGUGUACGAGGAUGUGGAGCAUGGAGAGGUUCUCCACAACGAGGAUGGAACCUUCCAGAACAGUGUUCACCUGACAGUGAAGCCUGAGGACCUGGACAGCGGGAGGUAUGAGUGUGUGGUUCAGCUCUCAGGGGUUCAGGAGGACUUUGUCACCAGACUGGAGCGCUCUGUGGUGAAGACCAACCAUGGAAACACUGGAAGGACCAACCCAGGUGCAGAAGGUUCUGGUUCCUCUGGUCUCAUCAUUGGAGCUGUGGUUGCUGUUCUUCUGCUGGUCGCCAUCGUCUGUGGAGUCGUCAUCUGGAAGAAGAAGAAGAAUGCCAAGAAAGGAUUUGCUCCAGCUAACACUUCUGAUGAUGGAUCUAACUCCUCCAAUAACACGGCACCAAAAGCAUGAGGCCUUUCUGUUUAACCAAUCACAGGAGAGAGGCAGAGACAAGUGGAGGAUGGAGAGAAACACUCACCAAUCAUGAAGUGCAGAAAGGAACAACGGCAAUUUUACACAGUGUCUCUGAUUACUGAUCUGGUCUUAAUAAUGAGCAAUUAAUAAUAUUUUGAUCCUUAAAAAAUGGGGGUUUUUAUGUUCCAUACAAACUACUUUGUACCAUGACAUACAGUAAUUUUUGUUUUCAUGCCUCACCAAAACAUAUUUUGUUUCUCUGUAUUUCUGCUCAGCUGAAUACUCUAUUACUGUAAAUAUUAUAAUUAAUGGGGCAUGUUCUGCCAGAUUACAUUAACUGUCAGAACUGUCCAGUAUUGGGUUCCUAGUGAGUAAUGACGUAAUGUUUAGAACACUGAGUUUGUUCACAGAGAUAAAAACAUUCCAUGAAUAUAGUCAGAGACUAUAGAGAGGUUUCUAACUGGGUUGAGAUCAGAUACUGUAUGUAUGAUCAUGCUGACAGCCUGGAGACAGAGAGGGCUCAGUGCUUCUGAUGUUCAGAUCAACAGCAGACUUCUCCUCUCUUUAGCACCAGUCUGCAGGAAGGCUCUGUUAGUGUAUAACUGUUUACUCUAUUACACUAAAGGAACAACCUUAACCCAGCUUUAUAACAUCAAGACGAGGGGAGACGCUCCCCAUUAGUCUCCUAAACAUGUUAGAAGUCAGCUACACUCUUCUAUAACUAACUGGAGAGACCAUCUUAGAGUAACCAGCAUAGAGAGAUCUCAGUGAUUCCUCAGAGACCAGCUGCCACUGUUUGUACUGUGAUGUUGUUGCUGCUGGAGGCCUCGACAGUGGUUUCCUCCUGUUUCAUUAUCCAUCUCUGAUGGGAGCUCCACAGAUAACAGUAUAUAACAUCACCCCUCCCCCCCCCCCCUAUGUCCUUGUAUAGCCGUUAAGCCUUCAGGAUGGUUUACAAACUACUUUCACUCUUAGACAGCUUCAUAACAUUAACGUGGGGAGAGGGUUUGUUUUGAUCCAAGUGUCGGAUAUGUUUCUUCUGGUAGACAAAUCCCUUAUAGUGUUUUUUUGCGUGAAAUGUUAUUGUUCAUCUCUUGAUCUCUUAUGUUUAGGGCAAGAUGAGAGAUAUUUAUCUCUUGUGUGAUACAUUUUCUAUUUCAGAAGCUUCAGUGAAAAUGCUUCUUUUGUCACAAUUGUGAUCUUUGGGCUUGGUUUAUGUAUAUGUGGUUUAAACGGAAAUAAAAGGGGUUCACAUGUG
Molecule: messenger RNA, 2472 nt
Organism: Osmerus eperlanus (European smelt)
Lineage: Eukaryota; Metazoa; Chordata; Actinopteri; Osmeriformes; Osmeridae
Product: major histocompatibility complex class I-related gene protein-like
Exons: 8
Coding region: 114-1211 (365 amino acids)
Biological process (GO): immune response
Cellular component (GO): external side of plasma membrane
Source: RefSeq, a predicted model, not a curated record